Catharus ustulatus (Swainson's thrush) is the source of this 2682-nucleotide messenger RNA. RefSeq names its product coagulation factor III, tissue factor (gene F3). NCBI's taxonomy places the organism in Eukaryota, Metazoa, Chordata, Aves, Passeriformes, Turdidae. Gene Ontology annotation, molecular function: protein binding. Gene Ontology annotation, biological process: blood coagulation. Gene Ontology annotation, cellular component: membrane. The coding region runs from base 50 to 898 and encodes 282 amino acids. The record is from RefSeq and is a predicted model, not a curated record. The transcript has 6 exons.
UAUAUGCAGCCUCCGAGCGCCCUCCUGCAGCUCGCUCACGGCGCCCAGGAUGCUGACGAGGCCGGCGCUGCUGCUCAGCGCUCUGCUGUGGCGCCUGACCGCCGCCGGCUAUGAAGAAAUACCAACAGCAGUCAAUAUAACUUGGUCUUCAAUCAAUUUUAAAACCAUACUACAGUGGCAACCGAAACCAUCAGGCUACUUCUAUACUGUAGAAAUACAUGGACAGACAUCUGACAUAAAGAGAAAAUGCAUACUGACUUCAGAAACAGAGUGUGAUGUUACUGAUGCACUCAGGAAUGUAAAUGAGACUUAUACAGCACACAUACUGUCUGUAAUGCCUGCAGAGAUGGAUAAUUUUGAAGAGCCACCUUUUGCAGUCUCUGAAAAAUUCACACCUUAUAGUCAGACUGUUAUUGGAAAACCAGAGAUAAAGAAUUAUUCACAAGAAGGUUCCAAACUGAAUGUCGUGUUCAAAGACCCACUUACACCAUAUAUAUUUCCUAAUGGAAGCUUUCAAAGUAUUCAAGAUAUUUUCCAGCAUGACCUGGAAUACAAACUCUAUUACUGGAAAGAUCAAAGUUCUGGAAAGAAAGAUGUAACGACAAAAAGCCAUAAUUUUGAAGUAAGUGUUGACAGUGGAAAGAACUACUGCUUCUAUGUCCAGGGAAUCAUUCCCUCCCGCAGAGAAAACCGUAAUGGCCAAGAAAGCGUGGUGCUCUGUACUGGUGCAGGAAGGAAUAACUUAGAUGAAUAUGGAGCAGAAGUCUUUAUCAUCCUAGCAGUGAUAGCAGUUGCAGUCAUCACUCUUGCCAUCGUCCUUCCAGUGGUUCUGUGUAAACGCAAGAAAGCAAAGGAAGCAAGAGCUGUGAGAGAAAAGGAGCUGCUUAAUGGUGUAUAAGGAAAAAGUAUAGCAGACGCUAGCAGCAGUACCAAAGCAGAAAAAAACCCCAACAACAAAAAAACCUAAAUUAGGUAGAUGGGUGGAGCCUUUUAGGCUCUCUGAAGCCCAAACUUUGUGGAUUAAAAAAUCCACUAGACAGUACAAAUGAAAAAUCCAGAUAUCAGGAAGCUCUGUGUCAUUAGUGGCCAGAGGCUGGAAGAGCAUUCUGGUGAUCUGUUACAAUCAUGGAAUAUAGAAUAUGCUGAGUUGGAAGGGACCCACCAAGAUCAUUGAGUCCAAGACCUGGCCCAGCACAGCACCAUCCCCAAGCACACCCUGUGCCUGAGAGUGUUGUCUAACAGCUUCUUGCACUCUGCCAGGCUGGUGCUGUGACCACUUCCCUGGGGAGCUGUUACAGUGCCCAAACACCCUCUGGGUGAAAAAUCUUUUCCCUGAUACCCAACCAAACACUUCCCUGACUUAACUUCAUGCUUUUUUUAGAGUCCUGUCACUGGUCAUAAGAGUGAAGAGAUUGGCACCUGCCCUCUGCUUCCUUUGGUGAGGUUGUGGAAGACCAUAGUGUCUCCUCUCAGCCUCGUCCAGGCUGAACAGACCCAGUGACCUCAGCCACUCCUCAUCCUCAUGGCUUCCCUUCCAGAUCCUUCCCCAUCCUUGUUACCCUCCUUUGGACCCUCUCUGACAGCUCAAUGUCAGUUUUAUAACGUGGCACCCCAAACUGGCCCGGUACUCAAGAUGAGGCUGCCCCAGUGCAGAGCAGAGGGGACAAUCCCCUCCUCUGCCUGCCUGGCCAAGCUGUGCCUCAUCCCCCCAGGACAGGGAUGUCCUUCCUGGCUGCCAGGGCACUGCUGGCUCAUGUCCAGCUUUCCUUGGAUGGGAUCCCCAGACCCUUUCUAUGGCACUGCUCUCCAGCCCCUCACUCCUCAGUCUGUCUGUACAGCCAGGGCUGCCCCAUCCCAGGUGCCAAAUCCUGCACUUUCCUUUUUAGAACUUCCUAGGGUUGGUGAUUGCCUGUCUCUAAAUUGUCAAGGUCUCUGCAGAGAGAUUGCUCCUAGACUGUUCCCAAAACCCUUCUAUUGUCCUGUCAAACAGGAUUCUGAACUAGAGGUACUUUUAGCUUGAUUAGUAUGGCCUUAUUGAGCCAGAAGAUUUAUGGUACUUGUGAGGGGAAAAAACACUACUUUUAAAAAAUAGGUGUCCUUUACCUAACAAAAAGGAACAUUUUUCUGUUUCUAUGAAACGAACUCUGUAUUUAUCUGGCUUUUAAUGAUAUUAACUGGUGAAAUGAUCUGUUAGUUCAGAUGACAAAACUGCUACUAUUAUUUCUGCACUUCUUGGAUAAAAUUAACUUGGUCUGUUUAUCUUUGGAUGUAGACAAAGGUAAACAAAUUGAAACUACUGCACUGGCAACUUGUAAGAAACACUAUUGAAGCAGAUACUUGCUAUUUAUCUGGAGAGUAUAUCCAAUUACACUACACCUAGAGUUAUAUAGAUAGGGGAGUCUGAUAGUUCCAAGUAAGUGUUAGAACAAAUACUUUGCAGGCUUUGAGUCAGUAGUAACUCAUUUCAGCUAGCACUGAACGGGAAGCAGUAUUUAAACACUUGAUGAAUGGUUUCUGUGGUGUAGAUUCAAAUAAUCUUGGUGAUGGGAUUUGGAGAUAUCUGCUGCUUUGAAUUUUAGUAUUUAUUUUAUAAAUGAGAAUCUAAUUUUUAUACUGGUGUUAUCUGUAUUUAUGAUGGUAAUUUUAUACUUUUUCUAUGAAAUAAAGGUGACUGGAAACAUA